ACAGGAGGCCUGAUGAUCUCAAGUGGCUGCCUCCCACCAGCAGCUCUGGCCUAGCCCCGCCCACUUUGGGCACCGCCUCCGGAAACGGCCGCGCGCGUUGCCACGGUGACGAGCAAGCAAAGAGCUUCCCCUGCGCCGCCAGGCUGAGCUUCUUGGCGCCAAGCUGCCGCGAGCCGUGACAGCGUCCGACGUGAUGACAUCACGCGCGCGGCAGCCAAUGAAACGAGGCGCUGAGGAAAGUGGCUUGGGUUUGAAUAUUGUGGUUGAGUCUGAAGCGCCAGGAGGCGGACAUUAAAGUGAAGUGGUUGCGGUAACCUGGCCUGGGCCUGAAGUGAGUGAGAGGCACAUGAAGAGAAGUAUUCAAGCAUUUGUACAGAUAGGAAUCAAGAUAAUCAACAAUGUCUGUCACUGAGGAAGACCUGUGCCACCAUAUGAAAGUAGUAGUUCGUGUACGUCCAGAAAACACUAAAGAAAAAGCAGCUGGAUUUCAUAAAGUGGUUCAUGUUGUGGAUAAACAUAUCCUAGUUUUUGAUCCCAAACAAGAAGAAGUCAGUUUUUUCCAUGGAAAGAAAACUACAAAUCAAAAUGUUAUAAAGAGACAAAAUAAGGAUCUUAAAUUUGUAUUUGAUGCUGUUUUUGAUGAAACGUCAACUCAGUCAGAAGUUUUUGAACACACUACUAAGCCAAUUCUUCGUAGUUUUUUGAAUGGAUAUAAUUGCACAGUACUUGCCUAUGGUGCCACUGGUGCUGGGAAGACCUACACUAUGCUAGGAUCAGCUGAUGAACCUGGAGUGAUGUAUCUAACAAUGUUAUACCUUUACAAAUGCAUGGAUGAGAUUAAAGAAGAAAAAAUAUGUAGUACUGCAGUUUCAUAUCUGGAGGUAUAUAAUGAACAGAUUCGUGACCUCUUAGUAAAUUCAGGGCCACUUGCUGUCCGGGAAGAUACCCAAAAAGGGGUGGUCGUUCAUGGACUUACUUUACACCAGCCCAAAUCCUCAGAAGAAAUUUUACAUUUAUUGGAUAAUGGAAACAAAAACAGGACACAACAUCCCACUGAUAUGAAUGCCACAUCUUCUCGUUCUCAUGCUGUUUUCCAAAUUUACUUGCGACAGCAAGACAAAACAGCAAGUAUCAACCAAAAUGUCCGUAUUGCCAAGAUGUCACUCAUUGACCUGGCAGGAUCUGAGCGAGCAAGUACUACUGGUGCUAAGGGGACGCGAUUUGUAGAAGGCACAAAUAUUAAUAGAUCACUUUUAGCUCUUGGGAAUGUCAUCAAUGCCUUAGCAGAUUCAAAGAGAAAGAAUCAGCAUAUCCCUUACAGAAAUAGUAAGCUUACUCGCUUGUUAAAGGAUUCUCUUGGAGGAAACUGUCAAACUAUAAUGAUAGCUGCUGUUAGUCCUUCCUCUGUAUUCUACGAUGACACAUAUAACACUCUUAAGUAUGCUAACCGGGCAAAGGACAUUAAAUCUUCUUUGAAGAGCAAUGUUCUUAAUGUCAAUAAUCAUAUAACUCAAUAUGUAAAGAUCUGUAAUGAGCAGAAGGCAGAGAUUUUAUUGUUAAAAGAAAAACUAAAAGCCUAUGAAGAACAGAAAGGCUUCGCUGAUGAAAAUGACAAAGCAAAGUUAAUGAUUUCAAACCCUCAGGAAAAAGAAAUCGAAAGGUUUCAAGAAAUCCUGAACUGCUUGUUCCAGAAUCGAGAAGAAAUUAGACAAGAAUAUCUGAAGUUGGAAAUGUUACUUAAAGAAAAUGAACUUAAAUCAUUCUACCAACAACAGUGCCAUAAACAAAUAGAAAUGAUGUGUUCUGAAGACAAAGUAGAAAAGGCCACUGGAAAACGAGAUCAUAGACUUGCAAUGUUGAAAACUCGUCGCUGCUACCUGGAGAAAAGGAGGGAGGAGGAAUUGAAGCAAUUUGAUGAGAAUACUAAUUGGCUCCAUCGUGUCGAAAAAGAAAUGGGACACUUAAGUCAAAACGGUCAUAUUCCAAAGGAACUCAAUAAAGAUCUUCAUUGUCACCAUUUGCACCUCCAGAACAAAGAUUUGAAAGCACAAAUUAGACAUAUGAUGGAUCUAGCUUGUCUUCAGGAACAGCAACACAGGCAGACUGAGGCAGUAUUGAAUGCUUUACUUCCAGUCCUAAGAAAACAAUAUUGCACAUUAAAAGAAGCUGGCCUGUCAAAUGCUGCUUUUGAGUCUGAAUUCAAAGAGAUCGAACAUUUGGUAGAGAGGAAAAAAGUGGUAGUUUGGGCUGACCAAACUGCUGAACAACCAAAGCAAAACGAUCUACCAGGGAUUUCUGUUCUUAUGACCUUUCCACAACUUGGACCAGUUCAGCCUAUUCCUUGUUGCUCAUCUUCAAGUGGAUCUAAUCUGGUUAAGAUUCCUACACAAAAAAGAACUCGGAGAAAACUAAUGCCAACUCCCUUGAAAGGACAGCAUACUCUAAAGUCUCCACCAUCUCAAAGUGUGCAGCUCAAUGAUUCUCUUAGCAAAGAACUUCAGCCUAUUGUGUAUACACCAGAAGACUGUAGAAAAGCUUUUCAAAAUCCGUCUACAGUAACCUUAAUGAAACCAUCAUCAUUUACUACAAGUUUUCAGACUAUCAGCUCAAACAUAAGCAGUGAUAAUUCUCUGAAAAUGUUGUGUGAAGUAGCUAUCCCUCGUAACAGAGGGAAAGAAUGUGGACAGGAGGACUUGGACUCUACAUUUACUAUAUGUGAAGACAUCAAGAGCUUGAAGUGUAAAUUAGCCGAACAAGAAUCACUACCAAAUGAUAACAAAGACAUUUUACAACGGCUUGACCCUUCUUCGUUCUCAACUAAGCAUUCUCUGCCUGUACCAAGCAUGGUGCCAUCCUACAUGGCAAUGACUACUGCUGCCAAAAGGAAACGGAAAUUAACAAGUUCUACAUCAAACAGUUCAUUAACUGCAGACGUAAAUUCAGGAUUUGCCAAACGUGUUCGACAAGAUAAUUCAAGUGAUAAGCACUUACAAGAAAACAAACCAACAAUGGAACAUAAAAGAAACAUCUGUAAAAUAAAUCCAAGCAUGGUUAGAAAAUUUGGAAGAAAUAUUUCAAAAGGAAAUAUAAGAUAAAUCACUUCAAAACCAAGCAAAAUGAAGUUGAUCAAAUCUGCUUUCAAAGUUUAUCAGUACCCUUUCAAAAAUAUAUUUAAAAUCUUUGAAAGAAGACUCAUCUUAAAGCUAAGUUUACCCAAGUACUUUCAGCAAGCAGAAAAAUGAAACUCUUUGUUUUCUUCUUUUGUAUUCUAAAAAAAUAAAAUUUCAAAAGAAAAGGUUGUCUUUUAAGUUUUUUAAAUAUUUGUUGCCUUUUAAAAUCCCUGAGUGUAAGUUACCAUGGUGGCAGCUUAGUUUUACUAUGCCACAACAAGUUGACUAGGACAUUUUAGUAAAUGGUAGUGAGUUAAAUUAUCUUUAUUAUUUUUUAAAAAUAAGAAUUUAGAAGUGGUAAAAUUAUGGCCCAAGAUGUAUUUGGUUCUCUAUUAUGUUUCGAUACAUUAUUUUAAUCAUAUGUAUGACUUUCCUUUUCAAAAAUACUUUAAUGUACAAGUGUAAAUAUAUGUGCCCAUAAAAUCAUUGUAAAUAUUAUUUGAGUAGUCAUCACAAAUAAAAUAUUGUUCCUUGCUACUGGAUAUAUUAAAGAUGUAGAUUUUAAA
This is a messenger RNA of Symphalangus syndactylus (siamang), 3676 nucleotides long. It is a transcript of the gene KIF18A, whose product is annotated as kinesin family member 18A. Gene Ontology annotation, biological process: microtubule-based movement. Lineage: Eukaryota; Metazoa; Chordata; Mammalia; Primates; Hylobatidae. Gene Ontology annotation, molecular function: microtubule binding; microtubule motor activity; ATP binding. The record is from RefSeq and is a predicted model, not a curated record.